Oryza brachyantha (malo sina) is the source of this 3134-nucleotide messenger RNA. RefSeq names its product wall-associated receptor kinase 5-like. NCBI's taxonomy places the organism in Eukaryota, Viridiplantae, Streptophyta, Magnoliopsida, Poales, Poaceae. Gene Ontology annotation, cellular component: plasma membrane. The transcript is spliced from 5 exons. Gene Ontology annotation, molecular function: polysaccharide binding; protein serine/threonine kinase activity; calcium ion binding. The record is from RefSeq and is a predicted model, not a curated record. Bases 1 to 2829 code for a protein of 942 amino acids. Gene Ontology annotation, biological process: cell surface receptor signaling pathway; protein phosphorylation.
AUGCUGAUUGAAGUGACAUACCUGAUAACGAUCCGUAUGGCUAUGAGCACCUUCAGUUCAGCGCUUCCUCUGCUACUGCUUGUUAUGUUCGUUGCUGUGAAUCCAAUGGCGAAAUCAUCUAGCGUGCCAGGAAAUCAAGGUAUCAACAGCACCGGUGUUCAUGCUGCGGCCACUCUAGGUGGUUGCCCACAGAGCUGCGGCAACCUGACUUUUGAAUAUCCAUUUGGCAUUGGCUCCAGCUGCUUCCGGGACCCCGACUUCAAUCUCACCUGCGACAACACGGCAACCUCCCCAAGGCUCUUCCUCCAGGAUGGCACCACAGAGGUUGUUGACAGUAUUGAUGUUACUGGAUAUGGUAGAUCCUCAGAUUACCUCUUUAUGCUUGUUGACGUCGAUAUAUCCCAUACUAUCCCUAUGAGACCAGGUAUCAACACUUACAACAUGACCUGGAAAGCCCCUGGGAGAUCUUUCUCUCUUGAAUAUGCCAUGCUAAACAUCACUGGCUGUGACUUUGAUGUAUACCUGGUUGAUCAAAACAGAAAUAGCAGCGUAAUGCUCUGUAUGGUUACUUGCCCUGACGAAGAAAUGACGGACAUGGUGGCCAGGCAGAAUUGCAAUGGAACAGGAUGUUGCUCAAUCUGGUUAGAGGCUAGUCUCACUGCGUUCCAGUUAAAAUUUGUCCGCCAUAACAAUGUUGAGCUCAAGACACACUCUAACCAAAGCCUCCUAUGGAACAGAAUCAAUAUAACAACUGUUGGCAUGAACCUUGGGUGGAGUAUUGUGGAUCAACCAACAUGCGCCAGAACUAGGGAUAAUAUGACAAACUAUGCUUGUGCCAGCAGCCACAGCAAGUGCUUUGAUAGCUAUGUAACAACUGAGUUUGGUUAUCUCUGUGGAUGUGAGAGUGGAUAUUGGGGGAACCCAUACAUACUCAAUGGUUGCCAGCGUGAUAACGGAUAUAUUCCAGCUCAACAGAAGGCAAACUGCUCACGAAUGUGUGGGAACAUCAGUGUUCCAUUUCCUUUUGGAUUAGAAGAAGGGUGCUUUGCAAGGAGGCUAUUUCAGCUCAAUUGCACAAAUGCAACAUCCUCCAGCCUCCAAUUUGACGACGAACAACAGGUGGCGUAUAUAAAUAUCAGUGAGGGUCUUGUAGGCAUUAGAUAUACAUCUUGGUAUGAACAGCUGGAAUUUAAAGUGUAUGUAGCUAAGCAACCGGAACUCUAUAUUGGUUCUGGCAAAUCAUCCUCUGUGCAAUGGGCUGUUGCCAAUCUAACGUGCCAAGAGGCAAAACAGAACACCUCUGGAUAUGCAUGUGUUAGCAUCAAUAGCACAUGCUUGGCCGUGAACUCUAUCGAUGGCUACAUUGGUUAUAGAUGCAAAUGUUUACCUGGCUUUGAAGGAAAUCCAUAUGUCCAAAAUGGCUGCCAAGAUAUUGAUGAGUGCAACACACCAGGCAUUUGCAAAGGAGUAUGCCAUAAUACCAUUGGAAAAUACUAUUGCACUGAUUGUCCUUAUAAAACAAAGUAUGAUACUAUCCAGAUGCAGUGCAUUUCAUCAAAAAGCCAAAAUCUUCUGUUAGGUAUCACUAUUGGGCUUAGUGCUGGCUUUGGCAUUCUACUUGUGAGCUUAAGUGCAACAUUUAUCUACCGUAGAUGGAAAAGGGACACCCAAAAGCAACUACGUCGGAAGCAUUUCCAGAAAAACCAAGGCCUCCUCCUAGAACAACUAAUAUUGUCGGAUGAAAAUGCAAAUGACAAGACAAAGAUUUUCUCUUUAGAUGAGCUAGAGAAGGCAACAAACAAAUUUGAUCCUACACGUAUCCUUGGUCGUGGAGGGCAUGGUAUGGUGUACAAAGGCAUUUUAUCUGACCAACGUGUAGUUGCAAUAAAAAGGUCUAAGCACAUUGAGGAAGGUGAGAUCAGCCAAUUUAUUAAUGAAGUAGCUAUUCUCUCUCAAAUAAAUCACCGGAAUAUAGUAAAAUUAUUUGGUUGUUGUCUUGAAACUGAGGUCCCACUAUUGGUAUAUGACUUCAUUCCCAACGGUUCAUUAUUCGAUAUUCUACAUUCUAGUUCAAGCAGCGAUUUUUCUUUGUCAUGGGAUGACUGUCUACGAAUUGCAACGGAGGCUGCAGGAGCUCUUUGUUAUCUCCAUUCAGCAGCUUCAGUAUCAGUCUUCCAUCGUGAUGUCAAGUCCUCUAAUAUACUUCUAGAUGCAAACUACACUGCUAAAGUAUCAGACUUUGGUGCUUCAAGAUUGGUUCCAAUUGACCAAACUCACGUGGUUACAAAUGUACAGGGAACAUUUGGUUACUUAGAUCCAGAAUAUUACCAUACUGGGCAGCUGAAUGAGAAGAGUGAUGUAUAUAGCUUUGGUGUGGUACUUGUGGAACUACUACUCAGAAGAGAACCUAUUUUUACAACAGUGUCAGGAUCAAAGCAGAACUUGUCCAACUACUUUCUUUGGGAGCUCAAGGUGAAGCCAAUCAAAGAUAUAGUUGCACCACAAGUUCAUGAGGAAGCUACCGAGGAUGAGAUAAACAGUGUUGCUUCUCUUGCAGAAAAAUGCUUAAGGCUCCGAAGUCAAGAUAGACCUACAAUGAAGCAAGUCGAAAUGACUUUACAGUUCUUGCGAACAAAAAGGUCAAAUUCAUGCCAUCCUACUCCGGAAAAUGAUGAAGAGAUACACCUGUUGCAACCUAUAAGGUCUGAAGCUAGUUGUGAGCAGUUGGCUAUUAACUUGGCUCAAAGCACCAACUCUGAGUCUCCAAAUAGCCACAAAUGUUAUAGCUUGGAGCAAGAGUUCAUUUCAUCAGUUGGGCUGCCACGAUAGGUCGCUCAGAGCUGCUAUAUAAUAUGAAAUUUACACUGGGCUGUGGAGAAAUAGGAUAAGAUGUUUUUCAAUUAUAAACAGGUCUCAAAUGUACGCAUCAACUUCUCAAGCAAUGUGGUCUACCAUUUGUAUUAAAUACUAUCCCUAUAUUAAAGCACUUACACUGAUAUUGUAAUUGAUCAUACGUAUAUUGAGAGGAUGCAUAUACUUCUAUCAUACAUAUUACAAAACUUUUAUUCCGUGGAUAAAUUGAGUGACGCAUGUAUCUACUAUCUAGGUGUGAAAUGUUUGGAAGAAAGCUACUA